GCCAGUCCGUGACGAAGCGGGCCGACGUUCCCGUACCAAACGAGAUUAAUAGAGAUCCGCCUGUCAGCCGGACGCCUCACCAUCUGAGCGAGAUCCAGCGGCUUCCAGACGGCCAGUCUUCUCGCAGAUCGCAACCUGCGUGGGCAACUACCGAUCGUGAUCGAUCAAACCCGUGCGCCUCCAUUGCCGCGUAACGCACGGAUCAUAGUAGAAGCGCGAGUCCGCGAUUAACCCGUGCACCACGAGUCAAUCUAGUCAUCCAGAGAUCGGAUCAAUCGGCCGCUGUGAACGAUCCAACCCUCUUCUUUUUCGGAAAGCAAUCCGCGUUCGUCGCAACUCGUACUGAUGCGAAUAAGAAUCACGAGGGGUCGGUGGGCCGUAUUCGGUGGCUUCACCCUAGUUUGCCUGGCCAACCUACGAUUAGCGAUCGCCGACAAGAAUUCAGAGGGAAGGGUUCGCAGGGAAGAGACCCGGCAACAUGUAUGCUGCGCAAAACACGAGAAGAUGAUCGACGUUGGAUACGGAAUAUCGGGCGAGGUAAUCCAAAUCAACGCCGGACACUGCCGCAAGCUCUGUCCGAGACACACUCUGGACGAUCCUGGAGACGCCAGCCGACCUGUGGUUCAGAGAUGCUCCCAAGAGGCCCAUUGUCGUCCUAGGGCCGCGAAAAUGGAGAGGUUCACCACGAUCCAAGGUGUACGGGUGAUAGAGGUCGUCGAAGCAUGCGAAUGUACACCGGACACGUCCUGCAGACGGGAGUCUAUGACACAUUUAGUGCAUUCUGGUACACCUCAUCAAGCUACGAUAGACGUUGGCGUGUGUAUGGGUCGCUGUGAUAAAGAUCUCGGAUGCAAGCCAAUGAGGAACAGCACGGUUAGCAUCAAGGGGCCCAACGGAGACGAAGUGUACCAGAUGAUCGAGAAGUGCGGCUGUGCCGGAUCCUGUCACAAGAUGGACCAUAUGGAGACCGUUCUGGACUUCAGCGUGGUCGCUAUCAAAGACGGCACGAACACGACCGACGUCAGGCCAGUAAUCCGGCAAAUUAACGUAGGUCAGUGCGUCGGAUCGUGUCCGGGCAACGGAACGGAAAUGUGUUUGCUGCGGGAGAAGAAGGAGCCGUCGAGAUGCUUAGCUAGUUUGUACAGGAAGCAGAACACCUGCACGCCCGCCAGAUUCAAAGUUCACGAGUACAGAACUCGUCGAGGAUCGAAGAGGGAGAUAAUUCAAAUCACCCACAGCGAUUUAAGACAGCAUAGGACGAUGACGAGGACCGUGCCGUACCUUUGCUUGGGGUUGCUGCUGCUGCUGUCGAGGACCCUAAACGCUCAUGGGGGUCACGAUGUCAACGUACAAGAGUCGAAGAGUUCUUGGUCUCUGGCUGACCUGGACCAGGGCGGGGACCACAAUACCCUCCGGGACAAGGCUCUGGAGAAGCUGCAACAGGUCCUCGGGAUCCGCAGCCAUGCUGAGAAAACGGGUCGUCGCAAGGUGCCCCCGCAGUUUAUGAUGGAGUUGUACAACAACGUGGCCGAUUCGAGCGGUGUCACGCGCGGUAGGAAUCCAUACAAUGCCAAGGUCGUCCGCAGCUUCAUCGAAAGAGCAGAUACGUCAAUGUCAAGAUUCUACUUCUUCAACAUCACGGGGUUGGAGGUGAACGAAUCUGUCCUAGAAGCGGAGCUUCAUCUGUACCGGAAGAGGACGUCGGUGAAGACCGCGCAUCCUUCCACGUUAGCAUCUGCCUAUUAUCAGAUAAGAGUGUACCAAGUUCUGGACGAGAGGAGCCUGGAUGUCCCGGACCAACACAGACUCUUGAACGUUCGGUACGUCGGGGCACACGCCUCCGGCUGGCAGAUUUUCAACGUGAAGCAAGCGGUGCUAGCCUGGCUGACCGGCGAGCCUAAUCUCGGGCUUCUGGUGACCGCGUCCACCCUGUUCGAGGACCAGGUGGACGUGGAAUUUUCUCGUCGCAACGAGUACCAUCACAGCAAGCAGCCAAUCUUGGUGCUAUUCGAUGACGACGGCCGAAGCGAUCGGAGCAAUAAGAUGAUCCCCCGCUAUUACGCGUACGGGAACAACGAGGACGAGAGCGGCGAGGUGAUGUACGACGAAGAGGACGAGAAGAUUGAUCUGAAGAACGAGUAUAAUGACAAGAGCCUACGGAAGAGUCAGCCAGAGGAGGCGAGAUGGGAGGGCGGAGACAGGUCAGAGUUCUUUCAGAGGCAGAAGAGAACGCAGAGGGAAGAGUCGAAAAGUCCCGGCGAACAGAAAGCUUCCGGUCGUCGUCGCAGAGAAACGUCCUUGGUCGAUGGUUACCAGAAUCCAUUCUCCAACGACGCGCUGUUCAUCUCGAUGGACAUCUAUAGAAGGGCGAUGCGCAGGGGAGGAUCGGGUCACCGGAGAUCCAGGCUUCACGUGAAAAACCGCCGCGAGAAACGGUCAACGAAGAGCCACGCGUCCGUACAACAAAACGUCACCGACUGCUCGAGGCACGAGCUCUAUGUGGACUUCAAGGAGAUAGGAUUGUCUUCGUCGAUCAUAGCUCCCGUGGGCUACUCAGCCUAUCACUGCAAGGGCAUCUGCGAGUCGCCUCUCAGCCAAGAUCAGCAGCCAACGAACCACGCGACCAUCCAGGGCAUCGUGCACAAGAUGGGCUUGGCCAAGGACGUCGAGCGACCUUGCUGCGUGCCCACCAAGCUCCUUGGCACCACCAUCCUCUUCUUCGACGACAACGAGAACGUCGUACUGAAGGUUUAUCAGGACAUGAUCGCGGACCGCUGCGGUUGCCGUUAAAGAUGAAAGGCUUCGAGGAUGACAGAGGGUAUCGAGAAUGAAUGACUGAGUGAAAGGUGAAGAGUGUGCGCGUGCUUGUGUGUAAUGGCGACGUAAAAGCGAUUGGUACGAGAGUCAUUCCCAGAGAGUCGCCUCGUGAUCGUCGUCUCAAUCGAUUCUAAAACCCGACUUUGUACAUAAGAACAUUCCUGAAUUCGCGCACGGUCAUACGUAUCCACGAUUGGCGCGUAUCUAUCAAUACGUAUCUUGUAUUGUCGUUAAAUUAUUACUAUAACCACACGCAACGAGCCUGCCGGAAACUGUACAUAAUGCUGUAUCUUAGACGUUAGAGUUAUUUAUAUUUUAAUUACGAUUGAAUAAAAACGGAUAUUUAAAGCGA
This is a messenger RNA of Megalopta genalis, 3169 nucleotides long. RefSeq lists its product as uncharacterized. The record is from RefSeq and is a predicted model, not a curated record. Lineage: Eukaryota; Metazoa; Arthropoda; Insecta; Hymenoptera; Halictidae.